UUUAUUUCUUUACAAAUCAGCACCCAGUGGAUCCAGCAGUGAUGUCCUCCAAGCCCAAUGGGAGCCCACCCCCCUACGAGGAGGAGAAUGGAUAUAACAUUGCUCCUUCUCAGCCAGCCUAUUCUUACUACCCUGAUGAUGAGUUCCAGCACUUCUAUCGCUGGACUUCCCCCCCGGGUGUCCUUAAAAUCAUGGCCAUCCUUGUUAUUGUAUUGUGCGUGGCUAUAUUUGUCUGUGUUGCCUCUACACUGGCAUGGGACAGUCAAGGAGCCAUGGCUGGCUUUGGGGGAAGCUACACGGGAAACUAUGGUACCUACGGUGGUACUGGCUACAGUGGCACUUUUGGUGGCGGUGCAUAUGGAGCUGGAAAUAACUAUGGCUACGGCUCACUCGGGGGAAACUACUAUGAUCCCCGGUCAGGCAAAGGGUUUAUGAUAGCAAUGGCAGUGAUGGUCGCCAUCUUCGUCCUGGCGGUCUUCAUUAUCAUCGUGUCUCACCAGAGCUUGUCAGAGAGCAGGAAAUUCUACUUGGCUGUGGUGAUAAUCUGUGCCUUCCUUGCGCUGUUGAUGCUUAUUGCCACCAUAGUGUACUUGAUGGCAGUAAACCCCAUGGCUCAGUCAUAUGGGUCAGUUUACGGCAACCAGAUUGCCGCUUUGUGUGCUCAGUACCAACAACCACAGAUGACAGGAAUGUUUACGAAUCAGUAUCUUUACCACUACUGUGUGGUGGAGCCACAGGAGGCCAUCGCUAUAGUGUUCGGUUUCCUGGUGACCGCUGCUCUGAUUAUCAUGCUUGUAUUCGCACUCAAGACUCGUCAGAAAAUUCAAAGUUUUGGAAAGAGCAACAUUUUCUGGAAAAAAGUCAAGCUUGUGGAUGAUGUUGCACCACCUCAGGAUGUGGAGGCAUGGGUGAAGAAUGUGUCUGCUGCCCCUGAAGUGGCUGUGGUUUCAGACUACCCUGAGAAGCUGAGAGGAUCCAGGAGUUUCCUGGAUGAUGAGAGCACCAGCUACGACAAACCUCCCAUCAGCUACACCCCCCAACCUGUAGUCGAUGACCAGCCUUUACAACAUGCAGCUCCCUACUUCAGCAACUCUGAGAUCGCAAGUUCAGCAGGACGUCCCAAAAAGAGACGUCCAGGACGUCCUCGCCGCACCGGUGAACAGGACUAUGACACGGAUUAUAACUCUUCUGGAGACGAGCUGGAUGACAAUGACUUUGACAGUGAAUUUCCCCCAGUAGCAAAUGAACAGGAACGCAAUGACUACAAGCGAGAGUUUGACCGGGACCACCAGGAAUACAAAGACCUGCAGGCGGAGCUAGAUGCCAUAAACAAGAACCUGUCAGAACUGGACAACGAGCUGGAUCAGCUGGAGGAGGGAAGUCCACAGUACCUGGAUGCUCUGGACGAGUACAGUAGGUUAAAGGACUUUAAAAAGUCAUCAGAUUAUCAGGUGAAGAAACGGAGAUGCAAAUAUCUGAAGCAAAAACUGAACCACAUCAAGAAGAUGGUCAGUGAUUAUGACCGCAUGGCCUGAACAGGCGCCACAACCAUGUCUGUCCUGUGGAGGACAGAAGUGACUCUGACAAAUCAGAACUGCCAUCACGAUUAUAAUCCAUGCUGGUUGUCUUUUACCAACACAUAAACAAACCUUUUAUCUUGUAUUAUACCACUUUCAUGAUUUUUUAUAUUUCUUUUUUUUUGCCUGUGAGAUCUAAACACAGUCUAGAGUUCUGCAAAUGACUGUGGAUAAAUAGGGAUAGGUAUUUCCUAGUUUGUAACUGUUUUCUAUUAAUGUAAAUUCGUCUUCAUUUGUUUUUCUUUUACUGUGAUGUAAACAUUAAAACAUGGUUGGUGCAUUUUUGCCGUUUAUUGUUUAUAGAAUAGACUAACAUGAUUCUACUGGUUUUAUGCAUUUUGAUCAUUUCUGGCAACAAUUUGUGCUGUGUUUUUAUUGUAAUAAAAUCAUUUUUCAACUUUUCAA
Austrofundulus limnaeus is the source of this 1982-nucleotide messenger RNA. It is a transcript of the gene oclna, whose product is annotated as occludin a. Gene Ontology annotation, cellular component: cytoplasmic vesicle; bicellular tight junction; apical plasma membrane. Gene Ontology annotation, biological process: bicellular tight junction assembly. NCBI's taxonomy places the organism in Eukaryota, Metazoa, Chordata, Actinopteri, Cyprinodontiformes, Rivulidae. The record is from RefSeq and is a predicted model, not a curated record.